AUGAACUGGACCACGCGCGUCGCGCUGCUGGCGGCGCUGGCGGUGGUGACGGCCGGCCUGGCCGCCGCGCAGAGCGGCUCGGGCUCGUCCGUCUCGUGCCUCGUGUCGCAGUACCUGGACACGACCACGCACGAGUGCGUGGACUACGAGAACCAGGGCGUGAAGGCCGGCACGGACUUCGACGCCACCAUCGACUCGGGCAACACGGCGUGGAUGCUGGCGGCCAGCGCGCUCGUGAUGAUCAUGACGCCGGGCGUGGCCUUCUUCUACGCGGGUCUCGCGGGCGAGGACAUGGCGUCCAACACGAUGAUGAUGUCGUUCGUGAGCAUGGCGCUCGUGUCGAUCCAGUUCUGGGCCUUCGGGUACUCGGCCGCCUUCGGCUCGCACGGAGUCUUCGGCUGGGCCGGGUACAACAACGUGCGCGAGGUGCCCAGUGGCACGUACGGCACUCAGAUCCCGCACAUCCUGUUCGCCUUCUUCCAGACGCAGUUCGCCACCAUCACGCCCGCGCUGCUGAGCGGCGGCAUCGUGGGCCGCAUGAAGUUCGGCAGCUACUUGCUCUUCAUCCUGCUCUGGACGUCCAUCGUCUACGACCCGCUGGCCCACUGGAUGUGGUCCUUCAAGCUCGACGACUCGUGGGAGAUCACGGCUCUGGGCUGGGAGGGCAAGAUGGGCUCGCUCGACUUCGCCGGCGGCACCGUUAUCCACAUCUCCAGCGGCUUUGGAGCGCUCGCGGCUGCUCUCAUGGUGGGCAAGAGGUACAACCACGGAGACCCCGUCAAGCCGCACAACGUGCCGCUGGUCAUGAUCGGCGCCACGCUGCUGUGGUUCGGCUGGUUCGGCUUCAACGCCGGCUCGGAAGGUGCGGCCGAUGGCAUCGCUGCUACGGCCGCUAUCAACACGCACUUGGCCCCCAGCGCGGGCUUCUUGACGUGGGUGGGACUCGAGUUCGCCAUGUACAAGAAGUUCGACCCGUGCGGUGCUGCUAGUGGUGCUGUGGCCGGACUGGUGGCCAUCACGCCUGGCUGUGGUUACGUGUACCCGUGGGCCUCGGUCAUUUUCGGCGUCAUUGGCGCUGCGACGGGCUUCGCUGCUGUCCACGUGAAGAACUACCUGCGCUACGAUGACACGCUGGACUCGUUCGCCAUCCACGGCUGCGUGGGCGUUAUGGGCGGCCUGCUAACCGGCCUCUUUGCCACGUCCGACGUGAACCCCAACAUCGAAGGCGGCGCCUUCUACGGCAACGGCAUCCAGUUCGUGCACCAGUUGGUCUCUCAGUGCGUGGCUGCGGCCUACUCGUUCGUGGUGACGAUCAUCAUCCUGUACGUGCUCAAGCUCACCAUCGGCCUCCGCGUGGACGAGGAGAAGGAGGUCAACGGCAUUGACGUGUCGUACCACGGCGGCCUCGCCUACGACUACAGCGCGCAGGACCACAACGGCCCGACCGUUAAGGCGGCGAACCCGCCUGCUGGUGACUUUGCCGCCAUGAUGACGCCCAGCAUCACGCAGGAGAGCGUCCAGAAGGAGCCCAUUAUGAAUGUUUAA
Phytophthora sojae is the source of this 1545-nucleotide messenger RNA. RefSeq lists its product as hypothetical. The transcript has a single exon. Gene Ontology annotation, cellular component: plasma membrane. The coding region runs from base 1 to 1545 and encodes 514 amino acids. Gene Ontology annotation, biological process: ammonium transmembrane transport. Lineage: Eukaryota; Oomycota; Peronosporomycetes; Peronosporales; Peronosporaceae. The record is from RefSeq and is a predicted model, not a curated record. Gene Ontology annotation, molecular function: ammonium channel activity.